Molecule: messenger RNA, 480 nt
Organism: Patiria miniata (bat star)
Lineage: Eukaryota; Metazoa; Echinodermata; Asteroidea; Valvatida; Asterinidae
Product: monocarboxylate transporter 13-like
Exons: 3
Coding region: 10-480 (156 amino acids)
Biological process (GO): monocarboxylic acid transport
Molecular function (GO): monocarboxylic acid transmembrane transporter activity
Source: RefSeq, a predicted model, not a curated record
UCCCGGACUAUGAGCGGGGCGGUGAGCAACAGUCUGGAGGGGCCGGACGGCGGAAGGCCCGGCUGGGUCGCGGUCCUCGCGCUCUGGACCAACAACCUCAUGGUGAUCGGCAUUACCAAAGGUCUCGGGAUAAUGCUGCCGAUUUUGCAAAUCCAACUGACCUCCCAAAUGUGGAUUCUCGGCUGGAUAGCGUCACUGACGAUCGCAACAAGUGGAUUCGUAGCUCCUUUCGGAGGAUUAGUGAGCAGGCGCUUUGGGGCUGGUUACGCCAUGAUGACGUGUGGCGUGAUGAUGAGUGCAGCGGCCAUUGCCGGAUCGUUCGUCGAGAACUCUCUGCAACUGGCGUUGCUGUAUACGUUACUGGCAGGUACUGCCAUAGGUAUAUCGAGUGUCGUUGCAAAGGAGGCUGUCGGACGCUGUUUUACCAAGAACUACGCCACAGCAAUGGCAUCGCACGGACCGGCUUCUCCGUGGGACUGA